AUGAUCGAGACAUUGGUGUUCAGUACCAAGUUUCACGGCUACCCAAACUUCCGGAUGAAAAAAUUCCAAUGCUACGACGAGGCUCAGGACUUCAUCGACUAUUUCAACGAGGACUGCGAGUCCGUGGAAGACGAGCAAAAUCCGGUAUGGUACUACGCAGUCGUCGUUGGUCGUUGCACUGGGAUAUAUACAGACGUCGAUCAAGCGCUGGCUGAGACCCAUGGAUACUCCAACGCCAAGAUGACAAAGUUCCUCACCUUCGAUGCAGCACAUAAUUUCCUCGGGAAGUGGGAGCUGGUUGUCCAGGAUGGCCACGAAUACAGCGACGGAUCUCGAUUCUGGCUCGCUUUCGACGUUAACGGACGGUAUCCGGACUGUCAGGACCCCAAACAUCCGGACUCGAUGGUGGCGUUCUGUGACGGGAGCGCUCUACGAAAUGGUCAACGUGACUGCGAUGCGGCAUACGCUCGUGUCUUUCCCCAUGACCAAGCAUCGAACGUUGUUAGAACGCUCAAUGGCCCGUGGGCGACAAAUAACCGCGCUGAGUACAUGGCUGCACUUGCAGCGUUGCAGUGGGCGCGCGAUGAAGAUCCCAGCAUGCUGAUAAAUUCCAUGACGAAUUGGAUCUACAAGUGGCAAAACAAUGGGUGGACCACUCAAAACGGCACGGAAGUCAAGAACCGCGAUAUCUUGGGGCAGCUGCUGGACGAACAAGGCAAUCGUGAAGUCAUUUGGCGCCACGUGCGAGCUCACACCGGGAAUAAAGACUGGGAAUCGUAUUGGAAUGAUAUUGCGGACACGAAAGCGCGCCAAGCUGCGGAGAAGCUGGCCAAUGGCUACUACUGA
Molecule: messenger RNA, 846 nt
Organism: Phytophthora infestans T30-4
Lineage: Eukaryota; Oomycota; Peronosporomycetes; Peronosporales; Peronosporaceae
Exons: 3
Coding region: 1-846 (281 amino acids)
Biological process (GO): DNA replication, removal of RNA primer
Molecular function (GO): nucleic acid binding; RNA-DNA hybrid ribonuclease activity
Source: RefSeq, a predicted model, not a curated record